UGUGCACAGAUGCUACAGCUGAUGGGAGUGCAGGGGCACGGAGGUGCGGGAGGAGACACAGAGGUGCCGGAGGGGAGAGCAGCAGUUCGUUAGCGCCAAGUGACCCAAGGCCCUCACCGGCGGAAGAGCAGCAGAAAGGGGCAGUGGCAGCAGCUCCCCCCUCCCCUCCCUUCCCGCCGACUCCGGGGCUCUGCCGGGGCGGCCGCACCGCGGCAGCGCUUCCGCCGGCACAAAGCGCCGGGCGAUGGCUCCCGGCCAGGCCGUGGCCGUGGGGGCUGCGGGGCCCCGCUGAGCGCUGCUCCCGGCACGGGGGUGCCCUGCGAGCGGAGAUAUUGGCAGCGCCGAUCGCCCCGGGCGCAGAGCGGCCCCGUCUCUCUUUCAGACCUUUGUCUGGAUGGGAAGAUAAAGGAUGGAGGAGCAGUGGUGGAAAGGGGAGCUGGCAGCAGACAUCCAUCAGACCUUGAGGACGAAGGAACUUAAGUUGCCUGCUUAUAAGGCUCACUCACCGCAGAUUGGGAUGCGCAGAUACUUCAUUGAUCUCUUGACUGUCCUCAGCAACCAUUGCAGUCUCUGCCCUACAGCUCGGCAUCUUGCCAUCUAUUUGUUGGACCUCUUUAUGGAUCGCUAUGAUAUCACUGUCAAGCAACUGCACAUCAUUUCAUUUGCCUGUUUUCUCCUAGCAAGUAAAUUUGAAGAAAAAGAAGAUAAAGUUCCAAAGCUGGAGUACUUAAAUAACCUGGCAUACAUGUACAACAUGAAUGUGGUAUUGAACAAGAAAGAUUUGCUUAGAAUGGAGAUGCUGCUUUUAGAAAACUUCAACUGGAAUCUGUGUCUACCAACACCAGCACACUAUAUUGACUACUACCUCUAUGUGUCCAUUGGUGAGAAUGACCUUCACAAUGGCUGGCCCAUCACUUCACUGACCAAAAUCAAGGAUUUUCUGCAGAAAUAUGCAUAUUAUUUCCUUGAUUUCUCAGUGCAAGAUCAUACCUUUCUCCAUUUUCGUCCAUCUCUGAUUGCUGCAGCUUGUGUGUGUGCCUCACGUAUGUGUAUGCAGAUUUCUCCUGUCUGGACAACACAGCUGGAAUUGCUAACGUGUUAUUCCUGGGAACAUCUUGCCCAAUGCAUUGAAAUGAUGCUCAUAUAUUAUGAGAAUGACAUCAAAGAAGCCAGUAACAUAAAAAAGCAAGCAACAAUUCAACAUCAAGAACAGGAAGCAGUGGGAAAUCUGAGCCAUCAAGUCACUACUCAAGUGCUCUUCCAGCAAUCCACUUAUCACCCUUUAGCCCAGCAUUCAGCUACGCUUUCCCAGUUCCAGUCACCAGUGCAAGAUUUGUGCUCUGCAUACCGUGACUCCUUACAGGCCCACAGGCACAGUGGUCUCCUUGCUGGGAGUGCUGACAGCUCAGUGCACUCCUGUGCAGCAAUUCAGGCCAGCCUUCGGCCACCUGCCCAGACACUGCCCAUCCAAAUGCCCAUUGCUGUACAGGUGGCAUUAGGAACAGAGGCCAGACAUUGCAUUUCCACACCUUAUGGCAGCAGUUUCUUCAGUGGUCAUCACUCAUAUGCAGCUGGAUGUUUAGAUGGAUAAAUGUUGACAGGAGAAAAACUACCUGAAGGGAGGUUGGAGCGAGGAGGAGGCUAGCCUCUUCUCCUUGACAACACGCGACAGAACUAGAGGAAAUGGUUACAAGCUGUGCCAGGGGAGGUUUAGGUUGGAUACUAAGAAAUCCUCUUUCAUCAAAAGGAUUCUCAGACAUUGGAAUGGUCUGCCCAGGGCAGUGGUGGAGUCACCAUCCCUGGGGGCCUUCAAGUGGCAAGGGGACCUGGCGCUUAGGGACAUGAUUUAGUGUUGACCCUCCAGUGCUGCAUCAAAGGUUGGACUGGAUGAUCUUGAAGGUCUGUUCCAACCAGAUCUAUUCUGUGAAAUUGAAGAAGAGACUCUGCACAUGAUACAAUGUGUGUAUCCGAAUGAAAAUCACAAAGGAGCAGGAUCCUCAUGACUGCCUCAUUCAGAGGAGGUUGAUCUGUAUCCACUGAUCCCUGGAACCUGGGUGCCUUCCUGCCAAAGGCUGUGCCUUUGACUCUUAAUGAGAGAAAUAGAAAUUUAUGAAUAUACCUCACUUAAUGUCACUUUGAGAGGCAUCUGCAUAGAAACUCUGUGGAGAUUACUGCCUGUUAGUCCUAUGAGUGACUUGUCAGAGAUGGCUGAAAGACUCUGUUGAAGAGUAAUUUCAGGUUGGAGCAGUUCUUGAAUCUCUGGCCAAGUAGCAAUGUACCUAGGGGAUGCUGCUGGAAAAAAGAGUGCUCUUCUCUCCAGGGAUGUGUCACUGGAACAGCAGCAGUUUAUACUACUGGAAGCCUCUACUGAAAUACACUGAACUUGGUGCCUACUAAAUGUGAGCUUCAUUAACUUGGAAAUCUAUGUGUAGAACACUUCCCAUUUUCGGGGGGCAGGACUUUAGAAUAAAAGUUAAAAACAAACACCACAGGCCAGAAGACUAUCAAUUCAUUUUGGGCUUGAAGUUCUCUUGGAAUUUAAACGUGGUGCUGCUCAAGAGAACAUCACUCUACAUUCAAGUAUUGUAGAAAGAGAAACGAAACUUUAACCAACUCUUAGAUCUUUGAUGAGCUGCUGCUUUUGAGACUGGAGAUUAUUGUUAGUUAAAUUGUUCAUAAGCUUUGUCAGGGAUGUCAUGUUACUUGAAGAAAAUGUCUUGGUUCAUUGCCUUCAGUUAGUUAAUCUUUUUUGGCAGAAUGACUUGUGGCAGUAGUUCAGGUUCAGGGCAGAGGAACUGUUGUUAAUGGGAGCAAAGAUAGGGAACUGGUUAACUAUACUGUGAAAUUGAUUGCCAAUUUAGUUUUUAGAAGAAGAGAAGACUCCAGGGGAGCCUUAUAGCUGCCAUCUAGUACCUGAAAGGAUCCUACAGGAAGGCUGGAGAGGGACUUUUCUUCUGGGUGUCUAGUGACAAGAUAAAGGGGAAUGGUUUGAAGCUGAGGGACAGUAGUUUCAGACUGGAUCUUAGGAAGAAGUUCUUCAGUACAAGGGUGGUGAGACUGCAAUAGACUGCCCAGGGAGGUUGUGAAUGCCUCCUCCCUGAGGGUGUUCAGUGCCAGGCUGGGUGAGACCUUUAGCAGCCAAGUUAAGUGGAGAGGUGUUCCUGCCCAUGGCGGGGAGGUUGGAGUAGAUGAUCUCUAAAGGUCCCUUCCAACCUAAGCCAUUCUGUGAUCAUCUUAUCAUGAUUACAUUGGAAAACAUAGCUGGGAAAUUGAUGAUCCUGUUGCUUCUUUGCAGUGAGACACACACCUACUGUCUCAUAUCCAAAGGUUUCUUCCUCAACUGAAACCAGGGAUGAUCAAAAAAACCCACACUGUACAGACUUUGUUUUUAUGUUAAUGUAAGGAUUCACUAGAAAUGGACUUCUGCAGAUGUGAAACUUUAUUCUGAUAUAUGCAACCACUCUUGUCAACUUGUUUGAAGGCAGUGUUCUCGGUUUGUCUUUUCUCUCAGGUUCUCAGGAUAGCAAUAUGAGUAAUGUGCAAUAUGCUUUUUUUACUGACUUUGGGGCAUUUCAAGUCAUGUGUUACAGUGCUGGUUUAAAUUAUAUUUUUAGAAAACUGUUUUCAGGGUUUUUUUUGGGGUGGAGGGGAAAAAAAAAACUAACCAGCAUGCUAAUGCGUGUUUCUGUAACUGUUUUCUGAGAAUACAACUUAUACUAUCAAGUGGAUAAUUUCUUCCAUUCUGCAAGAUAAUGGAAUUUUCUUGUAUUUUUUUUUAAAUGCAAAAUGUAAAUGAAGAGAAUCCUCUUCAGAAAUUAGUCUAGAAAUUGGAAGAGUUCAGUUCAUCUUUCAUUCUGUUGGCUUUGUAUUUAUAUUAAACUUUAUUUUCAGAAGGCUUUAGUGUAUCUGUUGGGGUUUUUUUUUGUC
Pogoniulus pusillus (Red-fronted tinkerbird) is the source of this 3927-nucleotide messenger RNA. It is a transcript of the gene CCNJL, whose product is annotated as cyclin J like. Gene Ontology annotation, molecular function: cyclin-dependent protein serine/threonine kinase regulator activity. Bases 410 to 1591 code for a protein of 393 amino acids. The record is from RefSeq and is a predicted model, not a curated record. Lineage: Eukaryota; Metazoa; Chordata; Aves; Piciformes; Lybiidae. Gene Ontology annotation, cellular component: cyclin-dependent protein kinase holoenzyme complex; cytoplasm; nucleus. The transcript has 6 exons. Gene Ontology annotation, biological process: mitotic cell cycle phase transition; regulation of cyclin-dependent protein serine/threonine kinase activity.